Molecule: messenger RNA, 2021 nt
Organism: Danio rerio (zebrafish)
Lineage: Eukaryota; Metazoa; Chordata; Actinopteri; Cypriniformes; Danionidae
Source: RefSeq, a predicted model, not a curated record
UGAUUACAGAUAUGUUGACUUUUUUCAUUGUUUAUGCAUGCUUAGUGUCAAAUGUAGUCGACAGCAAGGUGGUAGUCAGAGCUAGAUGCUACCGUUCAAUGAGGAAAAACGAGGAACCCCACACACUGGAGGUUAUAUGUAAUCUGCCGGUUGGCUUAUGAUUGCAGAUUAGCUAUCAUUGUUCUGAUAGCAAGUUCUAUUAUUUUUAAUAUAACUGCUGUUGCAGUUUUUAAGUGUUCUGGUGUAACAUACGUAGCUUUUGCGGUUGCAGGCUAAUGAAUUUUACAGUGUUGACACUAGAACUACCGAGACGGUCAUUUUGACUGCUAUAUUUGCAAUUGAAUAAUUUAGUUUAAAUUAAAAACACACAUAUCUAUAAAUCUCAGGCUUUCAUUAAAUAUGAGAACGAGUCUGAAUGACUGGUAUGGCAUUUCAAGUAGUUAGACAAUUCUGGUAGUUCCGGUGUUAAUACAACAGCAUUUUUUCAGUGUUGAAUAUUGUUAAUGACUUGUAGUUUUAAAGAACUUUUGUGUUCUUUUUUACAGAUGUUUUUGGAGUCUCAUGGAGAGCCUAGUGUCACUGCUUAUGCAUGUAGUUGUGCAGCUGGCAAAGGGUUAUGUAACCAUCUAACAGCUCUGUUGUAUCAAACAGCCCACUAUGUGCAGCUUCAUCUAAAAUCUGUCCCACCAACAGUGGCUUGCACAAGUGAACAACAGAGAUGGCAUCGUCCAAGGACACAGGGUGUCAGUCCAGAGGCAGUGAGUCAACUUGUAGUUCAGAAACCAUGUUCUUUGGGGAAGACAGGAGUAAAGUCUACGCUGUACAAAGCUCACACAGGUCCACUUCCAGAUCCACACGUCCUGGCUUCUGGAGCAAAACUAAACCAGAUUGACCCAAAACCUUUGUUGGCUCAUAUACUUGGAGGCAUGUCAGAAAUGGAGUUGGUCAGCUCGCAGUUUGGUCCAUUACCCCGGGGCAGUCCUCUUUCAUACCACUAUCCUCUCACAGCUGCUGAUCAACCUACAGUUGAUUUCCCCAACCUGCCAGUGUGUGGCAGUCAGUUUAGUACAAACCUAAAUUUUGUUCCCACUCACCACCAAUCUUUUCAUUUGCAGUCAAUACAAGUGUCACACAUCUUAUCCGGUCAGAUUGAGCACAAUACUCGACUACAGUCAAAUUGUGCUGCCUGGGCACAUGCGCGUCAACCAAGAGUCACCGCAAGCAGGUUUAGAGAAGUCUGCUAUGUGGUUGGUGAAUCUGCUAGCCAGUCAUUAGCAGCACGUAUACUAAAAGGCACAAAGCACACAAGUGCUAUGAAACGUGGACUUGAACUUGAACCAGAAAUUUUGAAACAAUAUUCUGAAACAAAGAGGGUUACGGUUUUACCUUGUGGCUUUGUUGUUCACCCAGAUGCACCACAUCUAGGUGCCAGUCCAGAUGGGAGAGUAUAUGAUCCAUCUGAAAUCUUCCCAUUUGGUCUAGUGGAAGUAAAAGCUACAUCUGCUGAAAGUAUAGGCCAGGCUUCAUUUAUUAAAAUGCAAAAGGGCCAAGCCAAACUCAAAGAAACACACAAAUACUAUUGGCAGGUUCAAGGCCAGCUUGCCGUAACUGGUCUGCAGUGGUGUGACUUUGUGACUGACACACAGUCAGACAUAACCAUCCAGAGGAUUUGGCGAGAUGAUGUCUUUAUAACAUCAAUGAAGGAGAAGUUGGACAUGUAUUACUAUUAUGUAUAUAUGGACAAGUAUCUAUCUAUGGUUUAAGCAUUGCUGUAGUAAAGGGUUAAUUCACACAAAAUUUAUAAUUUUAAUUACUCACCUUGAUACUUGCACUUGUGAGCUAACCCUUUAAAAUUGCUACCACGGUAUGUAUAUAUGUAUAGUAAUUAAUUUUAUAUUGUUUUACAACUAAACUACUAUUAUAAUUGUAAAAAUUUCAUGUUGUAUCAGUUCAGGUUUACAAUUCUGUAUUAUAUCUGAAACUAACAAUAAAAUGUGUCAAAUAACAACUGGACAACAGAA